Messenger RNA from Hipposideros armiger (great roundleaf bat), 2474 nucleotides. It is a transcript of the gene HAS1, whose product is annotated as hyaluronan synthase 1. The coding region runs from base 300 to 2153 and encodes 617 amino acids. Gene Ontology annotation, biological process: hyaluronan biosynthetic process; polysaccharide biosynthetic process; extracellular matrix assembly. Gene Ontology annotation, cellular component: plasma membrane. Lineage: Eukaryota; Metazoa; Chordata; Mammalia; Chiroptera; Hipposideridae. Gene Ontology annotation, molecular function: hyaluronan synthase activity. The record is from RefSeq and is a predicted model, not a curated record. The transcript has 4 exons.
UGUUCUUUUAGAUGUACACUAUACUAUUAUUGCUACUAUUGUCUCAGCACUAAGAAGCCUUUGAUUGUGAGAUGAAUCAUUAUUUUAUGUGCCACUAAGAAAGGGGGGGACCCCUGUUAAUUAAACUGUGAUACUCCAUUGACUGUAAUCCUCAUGGAUUUAAGAGCUGUUAAAAAUGUGAAACAAUGCAUUAGAAUCAAUGUAAUCAGGCAUUCAGCCUUGAUAACUGUUUGCCACAAUUAUUUUAACUAUUGAAAAGAACAUUUCAGUACUCAGGGGAUUUUCUUCCCAAAAAGCAAAUGUCAGUCCCUGGCUUGGGGGAAAAAAUCCAGGAGGUCUUCCUUCCUGGAGGAGGAUUUCAGGACUCUUUCCUUUACUAUCUCCUCUCUCUCCUCCCCCGGCAGGACGCGCCCAAGCCCAUCCGGGCUGCCCGCCACUGCUCGGGCCUGGCCCGGCGGGUGAUGACCAUCGCCUUUGCGCUGCUCAUCCUCUGCCUCAUCGCCUGGGCCUACGCCGCCGGCGUGCCGCUGGUCUCCGAUCGCUACGGCCUCCUGGCCUUCGGCCUCUACGGGGCCUUCCUCUCGGCGCACCUGGUGGCGCAGAGCCUCUUCGCGUACCUGGAGCACCGACGGGUAGCGGCAGCGGCGCGGCGGGCGGCGGCGCGGGGGCACCCGGACGCGGCCACCGCGCGCAGCGUGGCGCUGACCAUCUCGGCGUACCAGGAGGACCCCGCCUACCUGCGCCAGUGCCUGGCAUCUGCCCGCGCCCUGCUGUACCCGCGCGCGAGGCUGCGCGUCCUCAUGGUGGUGGACGGCAACCGCGCCGAGGACCUCUACAUGGUCGACAUGUUCCGCGAGGUCUUCGCCGACGAGGACCCCGCCACCUACGUGUGGGACGGCAACUACCACCAGCCCUGGGAACCUGCGGCGGCGGGCGCGGAGGGCGCGGCGGGCGCGGGCGCCUACCGGGAGGUGGAGGCCGAGGACCCCGGGCGGCUGGCGGUGGAGGCGCUGGUGAGGACGCGCAGGUGCGUGUGCGUGGCGCAGCGCUGGGGCGGCAAGCGCGAGGUCAUGUACACCGCCUUCAAGGCGCUCGGCGAUUCGGUGGACUACGUGCAGGUGUGUGACUCAGACACAAGGCUGGACCCUAUGGCACUGCUGGAGCUGGUGCGAGUGCUGGAUGAGGACCCCCGGGUAGGGGCUGUUGGGGGGGAUGUACGGAUCCUUAACCCUCUGGACUCCUGGGUCAGCUUUCUAAGCAGCCUGCGGUACUGGGUGGCCUUCAACGUGGAGCGGGCUUGUCAGAGCUACUUUCACUGCGUGUCCUGCAUCAGUGGUCCCCUAGGCCUGUACAGGAACAACCUCCUGCAACAGUUCCUUGAGGCCUGGUACAACCAGAAGUUCCUGGGCACCCACUGCACUUUUGGGGAUGACCGGCACCUCACCAACCGCAUGCUCAGCAUGGGCUAUGCCACCAAGUACACAUCCCGGUCCCGCUGCUACUCGGAGACCCCGGCGUCCUUCCUGCGCUGGCUCAGCCAGCAGACACGCUGGUCCAAGUCAUACUUCCGUGAGUGGCUGUACAACGCACUGUGGUGGCACCGGCACCACGCGUGGAUGACCUACGAAGCGGUGGUCUCGGGCCUCUUUCCCUUCUUCGUGGCAGCCACAGUGCUGAGGCUCUUCUACGCCGGCCGCCCGUGGGCCCUGCUGUGGGUGUUGCUGUGCGUGCAGGGCGUGGCGCUGGCCAAGGCUGCCUUCGCGGCCUGGCUGCGGGGCUGCGCGCGCAUGCUGCUGCUCUCGCUCUACGCCCCCCUCUAUAUGGGGGGCCUCCUGCCUGCCAAGUUCCUAGCGCUGGCCACCAUGAACCAGAGUGGCUGGGGCACCUCGGGCCGGCGGAAGCUGGCCGCCAACUACAUCCCCCUGCUGCCACUGGCCCUCUGGGCUUUGUUGCUGAUUGGCGGCCUGGUGCGCAGUGUGGUGCACGAGGCCAGGGCUGACUGGAGCGGCCCCUCCCGGGCUGCCGAGGCCUACCACCUGGCCGCCGGGGCCGGUGCCUAUGUGGGGUACUGGGUGCUUAUGUUGACGUUCUACUGGGUGGGUGUGCGGAGGCUCUGCCGGCGGCGAGCAGGGGGCUACCGCGUCCAGGUAUGAUUCCAGGUACUUGACGUGCCAGCCCAGAAAUCUUCAGGGGAGGCAAGAGGAGACCUACCAGGCCCCAGGAGCCAUGAACUUGCUAGGUGAUUCUCUGGGCCUCAGUUUCCCUCCUUUGGGUCGAUCCAAGAUUCUUCAGCCUGGACUGUUUGGGGACUGGGUCUCUGGGGUGGGGUAUUUAUUGAUCAGGGUGUAGAUUUUGGGGGAGGGGGGAAAGCGGUCUCUACAUGCUGUUCUGGAGCCCUUGCUUUCUCCUUGCUCUUAUUUAAUCUCCAUUUGUACUGUGUGGUUAAGAUAUAAUAAAGAAUUUUAUUUAUUUUC